GCAGCAUCGUCAGGUUCUGUGGACAAUGCUCUCUUUCUUUUGGCUGCAACCAGAAGGGAGGGUUUCAUCUCUGCUGGAAUCCAAAAUAGUCCAUUUCUGCCUUUGCUCCUGUGCCUGAAUUCCUUCGCAGUGUUGGUUGCUGAGUGCCUUCCAAUCAGGCCAGAGUUCUAGAGACCUUCAGCCUAUCAGAGGAGGGUUUUCUUAGCGCAGCCUUGGCGGAGCCUCGGAGGCUGAGAGAGUGUGACUCGCCCAAGGUCAGGCGCCCAAGGUUGAGCCCGCCCAGAUUUCCGCUUCCGACCUUCGCCGGGUGCCCGCCGCGUGGGUUUGGCUGUCUUGGAGAGGGAAAGGAAGAGAGGCUGCAGCCUGGAGCAGAGCUGAACCGGAUCCAAGCAAGAUCCAACAACAAAGCUGUUAGUUGCCAUCAGCUGUCUUCUCAAACUGCAUCAUGCCUCUUCUACACCGCUUAUGCUACAUCGGGUUCCAUGUUCUUGAGAAGGAACAUCUGGCCAAAGACCUGGUGAGUAAGUUUGGCUUUGAGUUGUUUGCAACACGGAAAGCAGAGUCGAGCAGGCAGUUGGCUUUGCGAAGAGGGGAUGCAAUUUUUGUCGUCAAUGAAAAACGGCAGGAGAUACCUGGAGAAGUUGCACCUGAGCCGUCUUCUGAUAGUGGGAUCCUCUACGAUGUGGACCUUCAGUAUGCUGUCAGCACAGCCUCCAACAUUGGCUUUGAAACAGAAGAUGUACCUGGCUUCACUCUGAGUCUGCAGGAACGUGGCUGCCAGGUCCUUAUCCCUCCCACCACUGUAGCAGAUGAGGAUGGCUGUGUCAUUUAUUCUGUGGUGAAAUCUAUUGUGGGCAACAUCAGCCACACUCUACUUGACCGGUCUCAAUAUUGUGGACUAUUCUUGCCUGGCUUCCAGGUUGAGAAAGAUGCCCUCAACAAGUUCCAGAAGAUUGGGGAGAUCACACACUUUGACCACAUCACUUUUGUUUGCCCCCAGGGCAGUACUCAAGCUUUACUGGAGUGGUAUGAGACCUGCUUUGAUUUCCAGCGCUUCCUGGUCCACAAGCAAGAUGACAUUGCAGAGGGCUAUGUAAUCCAUGGGGCUGGUGUGGGUCUUCGCCUCACUGCCAUGUGGUACAGUGGGCUUGAACAUGACUGUAAAUUUAUUCUGGCAGAGUCAAUGCCAAAGCAGAGGCAAAACCAGGUGGACAGUUUCUUAGAGCAGCAUGGUGGGGCUGGCAUCCAACACGUAGCCCUCUAUUCCACAGAUAUCAUAAGUACUGUUGCAGCCAUGGCCAAGUCUGGAGUAAACUUUGUCAAAACGCCCUUAGCGUAUUACACUGAGAAAAGAAAGAUGCAGGAGAUACAGCGAUCUGGGCAGAAUCUUCAGCUCUUAAAAGAUCAUGGAAUUCUUCUGGAUGCUGCCGUAGAUGAGGAAGGAGACCAGAGUGACUCAGCCCUCCAUGGGAAACAAUUCCUGAUGCAGAUCUUCACCAAGCCACUCUUUAGAGAGGAGACAUUCUUUCUGGAAGUCAUAGAGCGAUGUGGGGCUGCAGGUUUUGGAGAGGGAAAUAUCCGUGCUCUUUGGCAAGCUGUACAGAAUUACUUGGGCCAUCAGUAGGGAGAGAUUCUUUAGUUCUCAACGCAAAUAAUCCUUUUGUGAUGUCACUGCUCUUGCAAGCCUACUUUUGGCGCUUGUGUUCCCAUGUCAGAUUAAUAAUUUGCCUA
Messenger RNA from Anolis sagrei ordinatus, 1731 nucleotides. RefSeq names its product 4-hydroxyphenylpyruvate dioxygenase like (gene HPDL). The record is from RefSeq and is a predicted model, not a curated record. Gene Ontology annotation, biological process: aromatic amino acid metabolic process. Gene Ontology annotation, molecular function: 4-hydroxyphenylpyruvate dioxygenase activity. NCBI's taxonomy places the organism in Eukaryota, Metazoa, Chordata, Lepidosauria, Squamata, Anolidae.